AUGUUUCUCAGUGUGCUAGCUCAUCAUAAAAAAAAUCGUGUUGUGAAAUUUGAUUUCAAACGAUCCGGUCAAACAAUAAGCAAAUUCUUCCAUAAUGUACUACGUGCCGUUCUGCGUUUGCAUCCCCUCCUCUGUGCCCAAAGCAAUGCAGUAACUGAUUCAUGCACCGACUGGAGAUGGAGAUGGUUUAAGGGGUGCUUAGGGGCCUUGGAUGGAACCUACAUUCCUGUUGGUGUUCCUGCACGUCUACAUCCACGAUAUCGCAAUAGAAAAAGUCGUGUUUCUGUUAAUGUCCUUGGGGUUUGCACGCAAGAAAUGAAUUUUUCCUAUGUUCUGACCGGUUGGGAAGGAUCUGCGGCAGACAGUAGGGUUUUACGAGACGCCGUUCAUCGCCCAGGGGGGCUUCGUGUACCAACAGGGAACUAUUACCUAUGUGAUGGAGGAUACACAAAUGGCCCCGGUUUCCUGGCACCGUAUAGAGGUGUCCGGUAUCAUUUAGAUGAGUUCGGUGAAGGUAACAGAUUGCCUAGAAACCAUAGAGAGUUGUUUAACCUACGACAUGCCCGAGCGCGGAAUGUAAUUGAGCGAGCUUUUGGAGUAUUAAAGAUGCGAUGGGCUGUCCUUAGGAGCAAAACUUAUUUUGACAUACGCACUCAAAAUAAAAUUAUACUUGCGUGUUGCCUUCUUCAGAAUUUUAUCCGUAUGACCAUGCAUGUGGACCCAAUGGAAAAUGAAGCGGCCAAUAUGAUGAAUCAUCCGACAAAUCCCGAGGCAGAAAACCCCUUUGAUUAUGUUGACGUUGUUGAGCCAAGCACCGAAUGGACAGAAAUGCGCGAAGAUUUAGCUAUGUCAAUUGGGGGGCGCAAUUCGCAGCCCAGUGCACAACGCCGAGUUUGGAAUGCAGCUGAAGAAAGAGCAUUGAUUGAUGGUUUGCGGGAUCUUGUCACGCGCGGCUGGAGAUGCGACAACGGAUUUCGCAAUGGGUACACCGGCAUAUUGGAACAACAUAUUCGACAAAUAUUUCCGGGUACUACCAUAAAAGCCGAACCUCACAUAUCAUCAAAGAUUACGGUUUGGAAGAAAAAUUAUGGUUUAGUUGCAGACAUGCUUGGUACUUCGGGGUUUGAAUGGAAUGACACUGGGAAAAUGAUUACUGUGAAGGAGGAGGCGGUGUGGCAAGCCUAUAGCACGGCUCACCCGAAGGUGAAAUCCUUGCGUUAUAAAAGUUGGCCAUAUUAUGCGGAUUGGGUUGAAAUUUUCGGGAAGGACCGGGCAACAGGAGAAGGGGCACUAGGUUUCACUGACGCGGUGAAUGAUGUCUUAAAUGAUACUAACGUCGAAGUACCGAGCCCUAUUCCCACUGAGGACGCAGUCCCGGUUCAAUCUGAUUACCCUCAUACUAACUUCGACUCGUUUUCGGCUCAAGCAGGUGAGAGUAGUGCAUCCGGUAAGUCUAAGCGUGAUGGAAAAAGAAAACGUAACACUGAGGCCGAGGAUACAAUAUUAGGACUACUUUCAUCUGUUUGCCAAGAGACAAACAAUCGUCUCUCAGAGUUGUCUACACGUCUUGGUUACCAAGUUGAUGCCAAAGAGCAGCGCAUCGCCGUGUAUGAUGCACUAAAAAACAUUCCAGACCUAACCACGGAUGAAAGGGUAGGGGUGGCGCGGUACUUAAGCAAAAAUAUUGACGAGAUGGAACUUUUUUUCAGCCUGGACGAUGAUGCAAAAAGGUCGAUGGUGCAGCAAAUAUUGAGCGGGUCUAAGUUUUCAGGGUAA
Molecule: messenger RNA, 1776 nt
Organism: Striga hermonthica
Lineage: Eukaryota; Viridiplantae; Streptophyta; Magnoliopsida; Lamiales; Orobanchaceae
Source: the annotation of a GenBank genome assembly